GCCCGAUGUUAGUCAUUUUUUCAUGACGUUGGUUCGAUAAGUAAAUCUUGGCCAAUUGACAAGCGAUGUUUAUUUCCAUCUUGUUGCCAGUAACGGUUAUCAGCCAUGACAUCAAGAUUAAUAUCAGAUAUUAAUAUAGGUCUGAAAUUUUAUAUUAUUGCAAUUAUAUUUAUUCUCGGAAUUUCUACAUUUCUACACUCUGCUCCGGUUGUAAGAACCAGGAGAUGGCUGUGAAAUCAGUACUCAGACAAAACUAAUUUUACGUGUAAGAAGCACAGAUUUACAGAUUUACAUAUGAAAAAUCAAGCAUAAGUAUAGUGGAUUCAUAUUUAAGCUUGAGUCAGUGGACAAAAGGUUUGUGCAGGACAUUUCAUUGCUUUAUCCGCUACCCACGGCUUGAGCUGAGUGUAUAUUUUGUGUCUUAUUUGACCAAUUACCUGAGGUCAUCAUGCACCCAAGUACCCCCACACCCCAUCUCCAGCAGUCAUCCUGUGAUGGAUGAGGUGCCAGGCCAUCAUAGGGCAUCACACAGGACAGAAAGUCAUACCUGCAGGCAGCUUACAGAGGCCAGUUAACCUGAGAGUCAUGUUUUUGAACUGUGGGAGGAAGCCGGAGUACCUGGAGAGAACCCACCAGUGGCGCCCCCUAAGGGGGGUGUAAAGGGUUCAUGGCCCCUUCCAGGAAAAAUGUUUGCCACCGAGAAAAGCAUGAGUCAUCUCCUUCAAUCAAGAAAUAAAUGUAACAAAUAAAUAAAUGUACAUUUAUAAAAUUUUAAAUAGAAUAACAAUUGUUAAUACAAUAAAUAUAUCUUAAUUUUUUGUUGUUGUUUGUUUAGCUGUGCACUCAAAGUUUUUACUGGCCUGGUUUGCCCACCCAUACAAAAGUUUUCAGAAUCCACACGUUCAUGGAGAGAAAUCCAUGAACGACCACAGACUGGGAUUCAAAACCAAGACCUUCUACUUUGAGUGAAAUGACUACAGUGCUACCAACUGCGCCAUGCAGCUCAUUCCCAAGAUUCAAUCUAAGUUUUUUUUUUGUAUCAUUAUAAGUGGCUCCCGUGUAGCCCCCCCUCCAGCCCCCCUUACAAAAUCUCUAGUGGCGCCCCUGCUCUCCUUUCUUUCGUCGGUGAGUGGCUUUAUGAGUUCCCGGCUCAUCUUUCUCCCGCAUUCCUGAACUUCCUCAAAAGCAACCUUGUCUCUUUGUGUCGUCAAGCUGCAAGUGCAAACCGCUGCCAGUCGCCUAAAAUCGCAAAGUGCAGUGAAUAAACCGGCUCGGUUGAGUUUUUCUUUCCUUCCAGCCAUUCCCGUAAACAUUUCUCUCCCCUCCUCUCUGCCCUGUUCUCCUCUCGCCAUGCCGCGGAUCCAUCCCUCCGUCUCGCCCACAGUUGCAGCGCAUUUGUGUCCCGGGAUGACCUGUUGAUGUCGGUUAAAGAUGGAGUGCCAAGAUCACCCGCUAUAAACUCCUCCCCGGUUAAAAAAAAAAAAAAAAAAAGAAGAAGAAGAAGAAGAAAGAAAAAAAAAAUAGUCUGGAAAUUGGAGUUCUGCCCAGUAUCGCUUCUGUGGUUGGCCGAGAUUGCUUAUUAUAAAUAAUUUAAUUGAAGCAAGACAUCAUAAGCGACAUCUUGGACGGGACUAGCUCGUCUCCGAACCGGAUCGGUAGCUGCUCCGCUGUACCGCCGGGAGGAGAAGGACAUCGCUCGGUGCUGCUGGCGCGGAGGCGCGGGGAGACCACCGGCCCCCUCCACGGUUUCCAGGAAUUUUUUUUUAAUGUCCCCCCCGCUUUUCCCCAGACGACAAAAAGAGGGAAAUAUUUGGCUGCAUUCUUUAAGUGAAGUUGGAGCUGACAUUUAAAAUAAAAGGGAGGGGGGGAGAAAAAAAAAGCUAUAUUUUGAAUCCUUCCUCCGCUGCUGCUGCUGCUGCUGCCCCCUCCCGCUGAACACGGCCGGGUCUCUCACACCGGCCCGGGCCAACCGAGCUCUCCUAAAUCCUACCGGGCAUCGAGGCUGGCACACAGCGGGGGCACCGACAGCUUUCUGGCCGCCCCGACUUGCCCUGCUUCCCCGCUGGUAGCGGGACUCAGCCUCCGAGGUGUCCGCCGGCGAGACUCUGCUAGACUUUCACACCCUGUGGUCCUGGGCAGAGCGUUAUGGCUCAGACGCUGCAGAUGGCGAUCCCCAACUUUGGCAACAAUGUCCUGGAGUGUCUGAACGAACAGCGGCUGCAGGGCCUCUAUUGUGACGUCUCCGUGGUCGUCAAGGGGCAUGCCUUUAAGGCUCAUCGUGCAGUUCUGGCAGCCAGCAGCUCCUACUUCCGGGAUCUGUUCAAUGCCGGCGGGAAGAGCUCUGUGGUGGAGCUGCCGCCGGCUGUGCAGCCGCAGAGCUUCCAGCAGAUUCUGGCCUUCUGCUACACGGGGCGCCUCAGCAUGAACAUCGGAGACCAGUUUCUGCUGAUGUACACCGCCGGCUUCCUCCAGAUCCAACAGAUAAUGGAGAAAGGCACAGAGUUUUUCCUCAAGGUCUCUUCCCCAAGCUGUGACUCCCAGGGUCUCCAUGCCGAGGAGACUCCGUCCUCCGAGCCCCAGAGUCCAGUCACCCAGACAGUCGGAGGGGUGGGUGUGGGUGUGGCUGCAGCGCCUGUAGGAAGGCCUGCUUCCUGUCUGACGCCUCUUCCCUUGGUAUCCAAGGUGAAGUCGGAACAAACGGCCACUACGCCUCAGCAAGUCCCUCAGCACCAGCAGGAGGGCUCACCCUACUCUGUGGUCUGCACCCCCGUGGCCAAGCGGCUGUGGGAGGGGGCCAACCGGGAUGGCGGCGGGGGGUCUGGAGGAGGCGGGGGAGGUGGAAUGAGGAAGGCUGCACGCUACUCGUCCUCCUCCUCUUCUUCCUCGUCUUGUAACGCAGCGACGCAGGAUACGUCUGGGCGAGGCCCGGCGACCGGUGUUGUGAUGGGAGCCGGCGUUGGCGGUGCCGCUUUAGUGGGAGGAGCUGGACUCAACACUAACCACAACAGUAACAACAACAAUGUCGGCACCCCUGAAGGCACCAGCCCGGGCACGCUCAGCAUGUACACGAGUGACUCGCCAAUCAGCUACCACGACGAUGAGGAGGAGGACGAGAUUGCGGACGAGAGCGCCGAAGAGCAGUACAGACAAAUCUGCAACAUGUACACCAUGUACAGCAUGCUGAACGCCGGAGCGGCAGUGGUUGGAGAAAGGGUGGACGCUUUGCCAGACUUGGCCCCCGAUUCGGGAGGCGGGCGUGGAGGCAAAGGGGGGCGGUCCCGGCAGGACCUGGCGUCGCUGCCGGCCGAGCUCAUCAGCCAGAUCGGCAACCGCUGCCACCCGAAGCUCUACGAGGAAGGCGACCCGGCGGAGAAGCUGGAGCUGGUCAGCGGCACCUCCGUCUUCAUCUCGCGUGCCCAGCUCAUGAACUGUCACGUCAGCGCCGGCACCCGCCACAAAGUGCUACUCAGGCGGCUGCUGGCGGCGUUCUUUGACAGGAGCACACUAGCUAACAGCUGUGGAACCGGCAUCCGCUCAUCGACCAAUGACCCCAGCCGGAAGCCGUUGGACAACAGAGUGCUGCAUGCGGUCAAAUUCUACUGCCAGAACUUUGCACCGAGCUUCAAGGAGAGCGAGAUGAACGCCAUCGCGGCCGACAUGUGCACCAACGCCAGGCGCGUCGUACGGAAGAGCUGGAUCCCCAAGCUCAAACUGCUGAUGGCCGACAGCGACGCAUACUCGGCCUUCCUGGCCGACAGCGUGAAGAUGGAGGCCGACGUGCUUGGGGUGGAGCAGGGCUUCGACCCUACCUCUCUGGAGGCCGUGGCGGCGGCCGGCAAUAACAGCGAAGCGUCUAGCGGGACCAUGUCGGCUGACGCCAUGCCAGGGGCCGGCGGAGACGGCAGCACUUUGUUUUGAGCAAACGAUUACAUGGAGGCAGAUCGGACGGACUCAUUCGUCUGCGGUAAAGAGUCGAGAACAUUGGACCGCCGCGGUCUCCAUGACGGUUGUCACACAACAACCCCCCCGCCCCCCUUCCCAGCUGCCAGGUGGCUGGGAAUCUGUUCCUUCUCUCACAAGCUGCGUUUCCAUUGACCAUAUAAUUGCGCAAAUUGGAAUUACAAAAAUUAAUGAGCUAAAUGGAAACACGCCAAUUUUGGAAAAAAACAAUACAAAACACGUUUUUCAAUAAAACCGUCUUUGUGCUAGGAUGAAGUGGUUUUUCAGAUUUUUUUUUGUUGAAGUUGGCGUAUUUCGGAAGACACUUUUUUCACAUCACACGAGUCACGCGAUCAACAACCGGAUGUUAGCACGGCGGAAAAUUUACGUAGGAGAAGACAGGAAACGGCUUUUCCUGUCUUCUGUGGAUGAUGGACAUUUGUUAACGACUUUGUUUUGUUUAACGAACACGCGUGACCGGACGUAUUCACGUGUAAUUUCAAUUGCGUUUCUUAUUUAAUGGGAAACACCGUCAUUGCGAAAUUAUGCUUUUUCGACUUCAGCGGAUUGUCAAAAACGUUUUGUGCGCAUUUGUCCUGGAAACGCAGCUACUGUUUGGUCAGUUUCUUGUACUUUCCUUCCUUUUGCUUGUUUUUGUCUUUCUCUCUCAGAAGGUUCUCGUUCUUCUGACAGAGACCGACAGAAAGACGUAGAGAAAGGUCGCAGAGUAAAGAACGUGAACCCCACUACCCCCCCAAAACCGAACACACACACUCACCUCUUCAUUCCUCUGCAACCUUUCUCAACUUUUAGUUUUUCUACUUUUUGUUUUUAAAGCUUUUAUUGUCACCAAGGCUCUUUCCCUUCACAAUCAAUCACCGACAUUCCCUGGGGAGGGCUGUCAGUGAGGGUAAUCCUGUUUGGAGAGAGCGAUAUUUUCCCUCCCCCAAACUCCGGUAACACUGUUGUUUUGAUAUUGAAUGUAUGCGAGGCGAAGCGUCCGAACUACAGUGUUGUAAGGCAGUGACGACUGAAAGAUUGUGCUGAGCCCCUUUUUGCUUUGACUGUUUAGUAUUUUGUGGCAUCGAUGAGGUCGAGGGUUGUACAUUUUCGAUGUGUAUAUUGACAGUUUACAAUCUCCUGGCCCCGCUGACUGAAACCCCCAACACCCUGUUACAAAAAAUCUUUUUGUUUACAUUGUUCUUUUUAUUAUUAUUAUUAUUAUUAUUAUUCCCAAGGCUCCUGGGGGUGGACAACAAUGCUACAGAUUGCAGUCAAAGAAAUCUGUUGGCUAUGAAUACACUGUUAUUUUAUUUUAUGUGGUACAAGUACAAUCAGGCUGUGUUUUUGUACGGAUCUGAAGCGGAAGACGCAUGUUUUUAUGUUUAUUGUUUUUUUUUUUUUUAAAUGUUCAACUCCCCAAACCCACCCCUCUUAAAAACAACCAAAUUUUUUAGCUAAUGUCCAAUUUUUUCCAAUGUUUACCACCCAUUUGAAAAAAAAAAAAAAUUUAAAGAAAAAUUCCAAAUUGUAAAUACCGCAAGUCUCCACCUCUUUGAGCUCACUAAGCUAUUUUGAUGUGCAUGUGAUUGCUUUGCUAAGUAUUUCUACGCCUUCAACCUUUUCACAUUUUAGUAUUAGCAACAGAGACGUAAACGAAAGGUGUGUGAUUAUGAAAGGAAUAAAGCACAUGGAUUUCAACAUUCAAAAUAAGUUUUUUUGGUGCUACUUUAGAAAUAUUUACAAGGAAUUUUGUGAUAUCUUAUCAUUAGACCCCUUUCAAAAGCCACAUACAGAAGAAGAAGAAAAAAAGAACUUAACUAGCUUGAUUUAAUUUCUUUGGAUUUUCGAAAUUGCAAAUUUUCUGCAAUUGCGAAAUUGGAAAAGACUGGAGGAUUAAAUGACAUCUUAAGGCAGUCACAUCCUCUAGCUUUUAUUUAAGGAUAGUAAGGAAAGGAAAGUAAUAGCAGGUAAAUACAAAAGCAUGCCACACUAACAUUAAAAUUGUGUUUAUUUUUCCUUCCACUUUGCAGUUUUGCACCACUUUAUGUUGAUCUAUCACAUGAAAUCCUGAUGGUACACAAAGAUGUUUUUACUUGGAAUGUGACCAAAUGUGGAAAGGUUUAAGGAGUGUGAAUACUUUUUGCAAAGCACUGAGUGUGUGAGGUCCUUCUUAUCUCGCGUUUGAAUUGAAAUAUUCGCAGCUGCGGCGCUAAGAGCGCAGGUUUUCCCUCAGGCGUUUUCUGGCUGGUUGUGUGCUGGGAUUGACAGAAGCGCGAAUACUUGGCAGGGACUAUGUGUGUAUAUGUAGGGUUGAAUGUGUGUGUGUGUGCUGCUGGGAAGAGAGAGAGAGAGAAAGAGUGGGAAGUCAGACGGCACGUUUUCACACACGCUUGGUCGAUUCAUUCACUGCUCAGAUCUGCACUCUAAUACACAUUGGGGCGCUGCCGGUCCCAUCGGCCACAGCGCACCAGGGAAACAUGGGAAUCCAACGAAACGCAUCGAAGUGAUCAGCUAACGUAGAUUUGUUUCUGUGUGCGGAACAUGCUGGGAACACUUUGAAAGUUCUUUGUUAGCAUUUUGAAAAGAAAGUUGCGGUAUUUAUUUACUAAAGAUGCAACUAAAUAUAAAUGGGAGAUCAACCAAAAAAAUACAUUGGCAUAGAAACAGAUGUUUUGGCUGAAUAUAAGAAUUUAAAUAAAGGAAGAAAAAGAUUUUUUUUCAAAGAAAUUAACAAAUGACCUUCAGAAUUUAAAGCUCGUCUAAAUAGUUGUCAGUUAAACCCCGAAAGGGUUUUUUUUCCCUUCGUGAUUAAUUCGCCAAAACCAGUAAUAGCUUUUGACUAUGCCGACUAUUAUUUUGGACGUGAAGGGCAUUGUGAUGUGUCAAAUAAACCUCGAGGAUCUCUGAUCUUUUAGACAGAACACAAAAGCCAGGGCGACGUUGCCAAAACGCGGGAUUUCAACGAGAUUUAACCUCAGACCUUCGAUGGCCAUUUAUUACUUAAAAAAUAGAUAUUGCAACAAUCAAAACAUUUGAAGUUUAUGUUCAUAUCCAUCUCAAAAUGACUGUGUCUGCUAUAUUUUAUUAUAUUUUAAGUAGUUCUUUUGUUUCUUACAUAGACCCAAAACCGGUGAAACCUCUCCUUCAUGUGAAUGUCUGAUGAAUUCAACACAUGACGUUUUCAUACGUGUAUUUGCCAGUAUUAAAUCAAAUUUUAAAGAUGAGACACGUAUAAUUAAAAUGCUACUGCUAAAUAUUGAGAUUUUAAGCUAACUUCUAAAAAAUAUAUUUUAAAUAUGAUAAAAUAUAAGACUGCUCAGUGGAGUUAAGGUACAAAAAAUGUGUGUUUUGACGGAUAGUAUUCAUGAACACGUAUGCUGUACUGUUAUAUUCAAAACGUAACACUAUGAUGUUAUUAAUUUUCCACCAACAUGUGCUACUGAUAACCUUCACAACACGCACAGAUAAAUAAGUUCCCCUAUUAUUGCAGCAGCAUGAAAGAAAGAAAAAGAAAAAUCCAACCUUUAAUUGAGGAUAAUUAAUUCAAAGAGCAAAGAAAGUGUCAAGAAAUGUUUUUAGCAAACUCACUUAAAGAUAAGAGAACACGGUAUUCAAUUAGAGCUGAUGUGUGACUGUCUCCAUAUAACAGGAAAUGGCCACAAGAAAAGACAAACUCGCCAAAGUAAAACUAAACCUUCCUACAGAGCAAUAAUGAUAACGUUUAAAACAACAGGAACGGUGACAAUCGAUAAGAGCUCAAGUUCAUCUCGCACAGUGAGGUUGAUGACAGCAGCAGUGCUUUUAACAUGAUUUUUAAACAUACUCAGCAGUAGUACAAACGUUUAGUGUCACUAAUCUUCAUCCGUACACUAGACAUUGAAGGUGCUGUACGUGCGAAAAGACAAACAGCAGCGUAGUGACCUCAUAUGCAUAUCUAACAUAUCCGCCAUGUUUAUUUAUCCAAACUACUUGGCUAGAUUGCUGUGACUAAGAACAAUAAGCUAGCAAGGUCCAUUCCUUUUUCUUAUGCUUGUUUCUGUUCAAUCCUUUCUUUUAGUUGUUUUAAUGGAGCUGUUAUCCUAAGCACCUUAUUGCCUGUGUGGCAAAACAAAAAACAACAAGUAAAUUGCCUGAAAGUUGACUAGGUAGCUUGUGGCCGUCAACAAAUCUUUGGGUCUUCCCCACACUUGACAAGAAAGAGACGAGCGAGAAAAAGAAUCAUCUUGAAUCUCCUUGUCAGACUGAAUCAGUGUUGUACAAACACAACCCAGAGGUUUUCCUCAGACCAGAACUGACAGUUUCCAGAUCAGUGUUAAGAAAUAACAAGGUCUUGAACCCCGUGGUUAGAAAAUACAUUUUGGUCAAAUUAUGGGAAAACUUUUCAGACUUCCCAUGUAUAUCACCAGGAGUAUAUGGGGAACAAACCCUGAAUUUGAGGGCACUGUUCACACCAGCCCUGUUUAAUCCGCUUCAAUCAACUAUGUAGUUCAUUUGUCUGAAAAAAAACAACAAAAAAACCCAGGUUCAUUUGGGGGGAUGUGAAUGCGUAAUCAAACUUUGAUGUUGAGCAAAAAAAGCAAACUCUGGUCCGGCUACAAACCAGGUCUUGGUUCAGUUGAAGUGAACUCUGGUGCGGUUUGAAUGCAUAUGGGAAUGCCGAGCGGACCAAAGAACGCUUCAAAAGCAGGAAGCGUACUAUAGCACAAGGCAUUCUGGGUAAAUAUAACCAAAAGAAAUGUGCUUGCUGGGAAAAAAAACCCAUAUUUGAUAUACAAUAAUGAUUACCUCAAAAUAUUAAAUGGCUCUCCUAUUACAACAAAAAAGUGAUAUUUGACAUUUUCUCCGAAUUGGCCAGUUAAUUCCCAUGAAAUUCAAUGUAAAGUUUCAGGGAAUUUACCUGAAAUUUUCUGCCACUUUCCACCAUUUCAUUUGUUUUCAUAUAUAUUUAUGUAUUUAUAUAAUGUAAUUUUUUUUUAAUUAAUAUUUCUCUAUGAAUAGACCGAGAAGCACAAAACGCACGUGGUACAAGCUAAGCCUGGGCGAUAAACCAAAAAUGAACCGAGACCGAAAUUUAUGACAACGGCCGACAUCAUUUUGCAAUUAUUGGCAUAUUCAGUAUUUAAAGGAAACGAAAGUGGUUUAUGUCUUUUUUGGUUGUGUACACGGUACGCUAUGCUCAUGUUCCUUUAAGACGCUGCGCUACCUGUACAGUCUGUAGUCACGUGACUCCACCCCAUCUAGUCGCCAAAAAGACGUGAAAGAGACUGUGAGGUUGAGGAAAUUGAGGAAAUACGAAUUGUUGAAGGUAGAGCUGGUUGAGGAGGAAAAGGAACAGAUCAUUCCCCCCUCAAAAAAGCAUCAAUCAUUAGGCAACAUUUUGGAUCCAGCAAGGACGUUAGAAGUUAUUUCAAACUUCUAAACUUGUUCAGUUUGUUUAUUGGCUCAAUAACAACUAAAAGUACAAAUCUUUCUUAAUUUAUUUAGCCGUAGUUUUAACGUUCAUUAAAAUUGCAAUAAAAGUAACUGCGAAAAACCGGUCCAGAGGGAUUAUACUAUCAAUAUAACUGACUGCGAAGUAUUUAUCACAUUCUUUCAUUUCGGUGUGGGAGGGGCAGUGUUAUUGUCCAUUUAUCGUUGUUGAGGUGAACGCUCAGUAAAUCACGGUACUGAUUUUAGGCCUUAUUGCUCAGUCAUAGCACAAUUUACGGCAACCUAGCCGAGUUCGGUACCUGAAGGACGGCACAGAUUUGAUAAAACAUUACAAAGUAGGACGAAAUGAAUCAGGAGAAGACUUAGGGGAAAAGGAGGGCACAAUUUAUUAUUUGCCAUUUCUAAAUCAGCUGUUUAAAUGAAAUCCAGUGCUGUGUGUGUAGAAGCUCCUUAAACGGGGGGACGAAAUAUCUGAGGGAUGGCGACGGAGGAAGAGGACAGGGCGAGUCUCCCUAGAGAGGAGGGACGAACGAAUAGACGGGGAGGAGGUUGAGGUGGUGGGAGCAGGCACGCUUGGAUGAUUUUGGUAUGAAUGCAUGCAUGCAUACUGCCUUGUGUGUAUAGCCUGUAGGUGUGUGUGUGUGUGUGUGCGUGAGAGAGGACGAACAAGGUGUGGGUGUGUUUUUAGCGUGCGUAUGCAUAUUAAUGUAUGGAUGUGCUCCUCUCGCUUCCUUCCAUCUCCAUUUAUGGCAUGUUAACGUCUGCCUCCUCACGAGGGAGAGCACGCGCAUGCGUGUGUGUUUGUGUGUGCGUGUACGUGCCCGUGCGAUCAUACGUCCGUGCUCGGUGUGCGUCUCAGAUCUAUGUGCUGCGUACGUGUGUCUGGCUUCGCGUUGCGACUGCGCAUGUCUGCCGCUGUGUGUGGGUGGUUUGGGUGCUUAGCUCUACAAGGUCUGUGUGUAUAUCGGCGUGUGUGUGUGUGUGAGAGAGAGAGAGAAAGUGGGUGGUAUAUGCACAGAGGAUGAGAUAAGUGGCUGUUUUUUUUUGUUCCUCGAACAGAGUGGCAUACCUUUCUUUUUACCCACAUCUGCAGUAUGCGUGUAUUAUACUCAGCUGAAAAAUGUAAAGUAAAUUCAAAGUAAAAAAGCAGAGCAAAAUCAUUAAUUUUUUACAUUUUAAGCUCUUCGCUAAAACAAGAAGCUUGUCCAGGCCCUGGUCAGGCGUCCUGAAGAAACCUGCAGACGCAACUUCCUGACAACUCCCUCCCUCUCUCUCCUCUUUGUUUACAUCUCUUUAUUUCUCCAUACGUACAAUUCUCUCUCUCUCUCUCUCUCUCUCUCUCCUCCUUUGUCUGUUCAGCAAACACACACACACGCAAAGGAAGGGAGCUGAACGGCGUCGGUCCCUUGUUGCUUCAUUACGCGCGCCAUCGUUUUCGUCUCGACUCCAUUUUCUUUACAGAAUGCAAAUCCCUGCCAAUAUAUGUGCAUCCUCGUGUGUGUUUGUGUGUGUGGGCGGUCUGUCUACAACAACAGAUGGAGCUGCCAAAUAGGUUGCUGUCUGUGUGGGAAUAUGUGUGUGUGUGUGUGUGUGUGUUUCUGUGAGCUAUCUGAAUGCAAAUCUGAAAGGUCGCCAGGCGUAGGUACGUAUAAUCAGAUGAAUCAGAGAUGAUUUUUUUUAUGCUUAUUGCACCUCCUAAUAAUCAGAGUAUUGACGAAGGAAGGCACCGAGUGUCCCACGGCGGCCGUGUGCUGACCAAUCGCAGGAACGCACAGGGAAGAGACGCAGCCAAUCAUGAGGUGAAUAACAACCAGACUGUUAAAGCAGGUGACCGAGUGGGUUCAGACAAUUAUUCUAAUUAUCCUGGAUUUGAGCAGAAAGACGAGGAAAAGGUGGCGCUGUGCCGCGCCUCCUCCCGAGGAGGAGAUGUUUGUUAAGAAUCUCCCAGGACAGAUGAGGCAUUGCGGCACUCUGCCGUCACAUGAGCCAAGCUUCAAACCAGACAAAGACACAAGAGUGAGAGGAGAGAGAAGAGGCUGAUGAUUCUUUUUUUUCCCCCCCCUUUCUCUCCCUCUCUCUCUUUUUUUGGUCUGCUGUAGGAAGAUAAACACCUCAGUGCUCUUUUGUUAAUGCUGCAGGAUUUAGUGUGGUGGGAGUAGAAACAAUAAAAACCCAGGGAUGGACCGAUCAAUCCGCCAGAGAUCAAAAUCGUCCCAACUUUCCCUCGAUCGGCAGGUCGGAUCCUGAAAAAUCGGAAUCUACUUCCUGUUCGUUAAAUGCAUCCAAACUGAGAAGGUCGUCCAUUUUCAGUCCAUAAAUGCAUCAAUCCCACAGGGUGUACUAAAAUAAUUGGGGUGCAUCGAGCAUAAAUAGGGACAAUCUUAAUUCCUCAAUCUACUGUUUGGUUCAAAAACAACUACCUCUGUCUAUUAACCCUCAGCACAUUCUUGUGUUUUACGUUCAUUUUGUGGAAAGACAAAAAAAAAAGGCAGAAACUUUCGAAACGGGAAUCAACAACUCAGACCAACUCAGCAAAAAAAAAUUAAUAAAUAAAAAUCUGUGCAGGAAAAGCCCAGUUGGUGCAUCUGCACAAAAAAAUUAAAGCGACUCCAAACGGUAAACACAGCUUGCAGAAAUGAAAUUGGUCAAUUUUAUUUAUGUGGCACAUUUCAAUGACAGGCCAGUUCACAGUGCUUUACACCAUCAAAAUAGAAUACAGUAACCAAUUAUGAAACAAGCAAUAGCCACUACAUUUAGUCAAACGCCGUCAUAACGCAAAAAUACAUCAAAAAUGUUGAUCAGUGUUCCAGACAACUCUAAACAGAAGUGGCAUUAGCCUUGAUUUAAAGGAAUUUCGUGUGUCAGCAUUUUGGCAGUUUUCUGGAAGUGUCUUCCAGAUUUGUGGUGCAUAGAAGCUGAAAGCUGCUUCUCCACAAAGCACUACAGAUCCAUCCAUCCCGCAGUUAAUUUCCUCUUAACUUGUUUGUUUGAAUUCUUCUCCCCUCUGUCCUGAAAAGUUCUGCUUGUAAAGAUAUUUUUUUUCCACAGCUGGAAAGACCGUUCAGCCAUGUUGGCAGUCACACCUCCCAACUGUGGUCUUUAAAUUAAACACCGUGUUUGUUCUUCGUCCCAUUUUCUAACGUACAAGUUAGAAAAUGGGGAAAAAUUAUGAAUACGUGACUGAGCUGCAGGGUAGGGAGUUAUUGCUUUUUAAAAAAAAAAAAAUCUAGACUUGUUUUUAAAAAAUGCAUUAGAAGACAAUUAAAAAAAUUUCCUUGUUCUUAUUACUGCGGGAAACUUCCUGAAAUGUCCAGUAAACCAGUGUCAGUUUACUUUGGCUCAUAUUAAAAAGUAGUAAUCAUGUACACAAUUCUUGAGAGAGGUGCAUUGUUCACCAUAGUCACAGGUGAAAAGAAAGUACACCUCUUUUCACUCCUAGGGUUUUAUGCAUCAGGAUCUGAUCUCAACCAGGAUCCUCAAAUGUGCAAAAAGGAAACACACACACACACACACACACACAUUGGACUGUUGAAUAAAAUAAGCCAAAACGAUCUGGUUUCGAAAAGAGAACGAAUCUUUCCAACAUUGUUCCAGUCUUUCGAGCUCUACAGAAAUCCAGAUCCAAACAGCCCUCUAAAGGACCUGCAACAACAUUUCAGUCAAUUUUAGGUUUUGCCUGGGUGACUUCAACAUUCUUUUAUUUUUCUACAUGUGCUAUGUUUGGCAUCGGCGGACUGACCCACUUUGGGCCAAGUUUUGGCUGUUAGACGGCCUCCAUUUGACUCAAGAGUUUUAUGAUGGACUUGGAGCUCAGGUCCGGUAGCCACAAAGCCAGAACAAACGAUCUGCCACCCUGCAUGACACGCUGUAUGAGCUCUUUGUGCUGGCAGCUCUUCUAGGAUCUAUUCUAUAGACAGAGGGGAGAAGAUUUUCACUUGGUAAGAAUUUUUUUUUUUUUUUACUAAUUGGACUAGGGGCAUGGGGAAAAUAUCAACCUUGAUUUCCUUAAUUUUGUGAGAUUGGCGAUUGGCUGAUACAUGGAAAAACAAAAUUUUCCACUGACCUUAUCUACCUGUAUCAGCCAAAAUUGGAAUCGGCUGGCCAGGUUUUUUUAAAGAUCGGUGAUGGUCAGAAAUCGGUGCCCCCCUAGUUUGGAUUUUUAAGACAUUGUACGUAGUUAUAAGAAUAACCACAAUCCUAAUUCUCUGAUUCAUCACCAGAGCCUAACAAUACAUCAGUAAAUGUUGAGUGAUUUUAAGGGCUUCAAAAAUUGGUGGACUUUUUUUUUCAUGACGAAAAGUCAUUGUUUGCAGCUUUGAUUAAAAUAUUUGAAAGUUUUAUUUGGAAAGAAGCAAUAAUAAGUAUUAUUUUAUGUAGCAGAGUAGAUGGAAACUACUGUGAGACAAAUUGACCUUAGUGCUGUUUUACUGACUGUUCAUUGGAUUAACAUCACCUAGACGCAGGUAAGAGAGCAAAGUAAAAGUAAACAAUGUUACAUUUUAAAAUGGCAUUUCAACAAAGAAAUAUUUCCAAAACUUAAGAUAAGUCAUGCAUCUGUGUUUUAUUAGAAAAAAAGUUAAUAGGAGUUUGUUGUAACAAACAUUUAGACAGUUUUUGUCUGAACUACAAAAUGCGUAAUUAGAGAUGCACUGGUCAGUUUUUGACUAGCCAUCACCAAUUAACGUAAAUUAAAUUAUAAUCACUCUGUCUCGCCUUCCUGCCAUAAUCGGCCAUUAAUUACGCAUAGUAGAACAAAAUGUGACAUCACAGUGUUAGAGCAGUUUUUGUUAAAUACGAUGUUCCAAUUACUUUUAAACCAACAGACAAUAAAUAUGGAGUUAACAUCUUAAACUGUCUUUACAUUUCAUUUAAGCAAUACGCUUGAUUAGUGCGGUUUGCAUUACUAAAACUUCUGUGAGUGUGUUAGAGGAUUUCCAAAAGGCUGCCAGCAUUUCCAAAUCCAACAUGUUUUUCAACAGAAGCGUUCAGACGGAGCCGUUUUGCUGCUGGUUUAAGUUUUCUCCUGAAAGUCUUGCUCUCUCUUAAUUUCCUGCAGCCAGGCUCUACAUGUAAUAGUACAAUUUCUUACAUCUGUGCUUCCUCUGAAAAGAAAAAACACUUCACUGAUGCAAAAAAAAAUUUUCUUCACUCAGCAACAGCGGUACCACUGAAGAUAGUUGUAAUCACGUCCUUGCAGCUCUGUGAUUUGUGCUCGCUGAGCAGAUCCUUUUUUUUUUUUCUUCUUGUUUCCAAUGGUCAGGGUGAAUCAAACUGAAAACCACAUCUCUAAUAGGAACUUAGGAAUUGAAUCUCCUAGUGCCAUACACUGUUAAUCGUGUUGUUUGCCCUUUUGUAGGGAAGCUAUUUAAAGGCAACGUUCUGUCUCGCGUUUGGGUGGGCCAGAGGGUGUUGUGUGUGUGUGUGUGUGCGUGUGUGUGUGUGUUAAUGUUAAAUUUCAUUUUGCUUUUUUUGUUUCAGAUUUGAGUCUUUAGUUAUCAAGCUAUUUUUAAAAGAGAUGCUACUAAUAUUUCAUCUUUUAACGCCUGUAUGUAGAGUUGCGUAAACGGUUGAUACACGGUUAGGUGUAAAAUAGUUUAGAAAAAGAGAACCACAUAUUUUUACAUUGAAAUUGUAUGACUGAGUUGCUGUGGGCAUUGUGAGGGGGAUAUGGGUUGCUGGACCAGAUGUUUAGUUUUUACUGUACCAAGGAUUUUGUCAGUCAGGGUCAGGGGAUGCGCCAACUGAGGAAUGUAUGGAUAUAGGAAGACAAAAAACUGUGAGGCUCACUUCAAGUAAAUUCUGCAAGUCUAAAUGACUGUUUUAAACCAAAUUAUGUCAUAAAUAAACAUGUACUCACUCUUAAAAGUAUCAAUUGACCCAGUCAAGUUUACAAUAACUGGUUCUUGAAUCACCUUUUUCUCAAAGCAUAAGCUACCACUGCAUGAAUGUUUAAAAUCCUUCUUUAAACGCCACCUAGUAUCAAUUGACCCAGGUCCAGUAUCAAGGUCCAGGCUUGGAGGAAUGAGGGGGGCAGGCCUCAACCACUGCAGCAACUUCCAAAACCCACCAGGUGGCGGGAAGGAAGGGAUCCCAAAAAGCGGUGAACUAUGAUUGUAAAAGAGUCGAUCACUGUAUUCAUCCAAGCACCUUAAUGGCGGACGCCAUAGAGCCUCCGCCGCUAUUAUCCGACACUACAGGAUACCCUCCAAACAUGUCCGCCAACAACGCCAAAUAGAUUGAAAAAUACUGACAUGAAUUAAAAAAAAUUGUUUUAAAAAAACCCAAAACAAAAGAGAGCACUCCACUUGUUUGUUUGUCCGACGUCUCCAUCCGUUCCGUCAGUCUGCAUUGGUUAACUCCUGAUCUCAUCCGACCCACAGAUAGGGGGAAAAAGUGACUUGUAGAGAGUGGGAGAAAAAUAAUAAAAAAUAAAAGCACCUUCUGGGGAGCGCUCAACUUUCCUGUAGAGCCAAAGCCCUCUGCACCUUUCUGAGCACGCUCACUGUUGUCACUUCCUAUCUGUGGUUUAUGAAUGCUGGCAUCUGAAGUGGGACUUUUUGAUUGGGGAAGGGGUAAAAAAAAAAGGGUGUAGAUUUAAUAUGAGGAGUCGUUUUCUAUGUAAAUUCCUUGUUUUUAUCAUUUUUACUUUUAUGUACUAUUGCUGUUUAUUUGAUUUCUUUCCCCUUCUCUCUUCUCUGAAAGAUGUUUAUUGUUGAAAUGAUGAAGGAUGAACAGUUCAAGCUGUCUCCCCCCAGGUGGGGUGAGGAUUGGGGAUCGGGGAGAUCGUCCAGAUGGGUGGAGUGAAGCAGGUGAUGAUUUGAACAGGGUUCUCACACAGGACUGGAAAUCCGCACAACAUGAAGAAAAACCCACCUCCUAAUUUCAGCUGACAAUUGAUUGAAAUCUUUGAUGAUCUGAAGAAAUCAUGCCAUCUUUCAAAAAGUGUUUUUCCAUUUUAAAAAAUGGACUCAAAAUGAAAAAGUCCAAUUCUACCAGCAAGUGUUGAAAUCGUGUCUUAAUGCAGCUGAUAAUCAUUUGCUGACAGCCACCAUUUCUCUAUGCAAACAUAUUUUCGGCCUCAGAUUUUUACAAAACCACCCCCCAAAAAAACAAAUGCCCGUCUAAGAGGCACGGAGCUACACUGUCCAGUAUUCUUUCAAUUAUAAACAGACAUAGAUAUUGAGUUUUAAUAAAUUUACAAAACAUUUUGACUCCUUUUUAUAUAUACCAAAGCAAAAUUUAAACAUUCACUCCUUAGUGUUUCAAAACAUUUUGGCGGAACGUAAAGGCCACCGCUUAAUCUGUUAUUUAAAGUGUAAAUAGAUAACACUUUUUAAUUUUCUGGAUUGAAUCCUGUAAAAAUUACAGUGGCUUCGCCGUCAGAAACCUUGUGUGUGCUUUCGACUUACAAAUUUGGUAAUGAAAAGGUGGAAAGUGUCCAACAAAGACAUGCUUUCAACACUUGAUCCCAGUGUAACUUACAGAAACAAUGGGUGGAUUUUUUUUUUUUCCUGUGUGGGAACCUGUUUGAAAACCGCAAGGAACGUCAGUGACGGCGUGAUCACGUGUGUAUAAUGAAACAAAAACAAAUCUUGACUUGAGAACUGACAAGAGCAGGAAGGAAACGCAAGACCUUCUUGAAUCAAGAUGGCAAUACUUAGGCGACGUCUUUACAGCUUAUCCCUCCCUCUCUGUCCUUCUCACCGUCACGGCCUUUUUCUCCCAUGGUCCUCGGCGGUUCUGCUUUGACCACCUUCACCCGCCUUGUGGGACUCCGAAAAUCUUCACAACUUCCUUCUGUUUUCUUCUUCUCUGUGGUCUUUUUAAUCCACGUCUGUUUACUUUGCUUUUUUCCCCCCCCGACAUCCCCGCACACCAGAGACAAAACACAUACUUCUAUAUAUAAAGCUCUAUACACUGUAUAUGUACACAUAAAAAAAAAAAAACGGGAAAACCUCUGAGAUGCAGACGCUCUCCCACGCACCUGCACACCGUCAGGAUAUGUGUGUGCGUCUUUGUGUCGCUGAUGCAGUUUUAAGACAAAAAAAAAAAAAAAUCACCAGUUUACCUCUGGAGCUCUCAGCCAUAGCAGACUUUUAUCUCAGCUCUGCAAGCAGCUUUCUGGACUGCUGUGGCUGCCGUUACGAAGCAGGUUAAUAUACAUAUAUAUGUAUAAAAAAUGUUGGUUUGUUUUGAGGGUCAAAACGGCCAUUUUGAACACACACAGUGCAGGGCUUUUACAGAAACGGGACGCAAGCUGAGAGUUCAUGUCAACUGUCUUACCUCAGAAUCAUACUUACAGAGCAGGGGAAGGGGCGGGGCUUGCACAGGACCAUAGCAACCAUCAACAACCAUUUUUGAAAAAAGACAAAAAGAAAGAAAGAAAGAAAACCACCUCUUGAUUGUCUCUGGUGUUGUUGGGCGAAGAUAGCUUACAGAACUUCUUCUUUUCUCAGUUUCUGGUAUAAAUAUAUAAAUAUAUGAACUGUACAUUGCAAAAUAGAAGCACUAUCAAAGUUUGAUUGUUAGGUGUGCACUCGCAGCAUGAGGUAUUAUUCUUUAUUACUAUUCAUAACUCGAAUAAAUGAAAAGGUGAAAACAGAUUUUUGAAGGUUUGGAAGAAAAAAGAAAACCCCUGAAAACACAAAAUAAUGCAGUAGCAUCCAUCAAUGUCAAAGAAUAUACCCACCCUUCACCCCCACUCCACACAAACACACCCAAGACCUCCUACCCUCUGUGCCGCCUCCUCCAUGCAAGCCGAUUGUUCCUUACACCCCGAACUGCCCCGUGUCCACGCCAGUUUUCCCCUCGUGUUCAAAGUGCCAAUAAACUUUGUGAAUUCCUAACUGUGACCCAGAAAUAAAGAUGAUUGCACAUUAACUACUGUAAAGAGGAAAAGAAACCAGACUGAUGAUUAAAAAUGAGGAAAAAUAUGGAUAUCCUAAUAAAAGAUUUGUAAUAAAACAAGACUGAACUGAA
Messenger RNA from Xiphophorus hellerii (green swordtail), 18351 nucleotides. It is a transcript of the gene nacc1b, whose product is annotated as nucleus accumbens associated 1, BEN and BTB (POZ) domain containing b. Lineage: Eukaryota; Metazoa; Chordata; Actinopteri; Cyprinodontiformes; Poeciliidae. Gene Ontology annotation, biological process: regulation of transcription by RNA polymerase II. The record is from RefSeq and is a predicted model, not a curated record. The transcript has 8 exons. Bases 2146 to 3918 code for a protein of 590 amino acids. Gene Ontology annotation, molecular function: RNA polymerase II cis-regulatory region sequence-specific DNA binding; DNA-binding transcription factor activity, RNA polymerase II-specific; protein binding.